GCCGCCGCGAAACAACUAAAGAAAAAUCCGAAAUUCGUGGCGAAGGUUUGGGAAGAGAGAAAGCUUAGCUGAGAGAUGCAAGGAGUGUGGAGCCAACUAUGGAGGAAAUACGCUGAUUAUAAGUACAACAAGUUCGAGAGAUUUGCUGUUUGGGAAAUGAUCGAACCUUACCGUCGACCAAAAACUUUCACAACUUUGAUUACUAUCUAUGUAGCCGCCUUUUACACCGGCGUCAUUGGCGCUGCAGUUACAGAGCAGCUCUACAAGGAGAAGUUUUGGGAAGAGCACCCAGGGAAAACGGUGCCUCUGAUGAAGCCAGUAUUCUAUCGAGGACCAUGGAGAGUUUAUCGCGGUGAGGCUAUUGCUUCAGAUGCUAGCAGCCAUAGAAUGCUUGUGUCUGUAUUUGGAGUUGUUCAAAUGUUCUCUAGGUCUCUGGAUUUAAGUUGGGCGAAUAUGACAACAUAUGGCACUAUACCAUCCCAAGAAAAUGCUUUGUCGAGCCUGAGCUUAUUAGGACGAGCCAAAGAAUUGAUCUUGUUAGGCCUUAGCUCUCAAAGGCCAUGGCUUGAACUUGUCCAAUGUAGUGCCUUUAGCCUUCCUAUCUCGUUUAGCGUUGCCAUGGAACGAAUCAAAACCAACAUCAUGAUCUUCCGAACCAACUACAUUGUCAUCUUCAUUGUUACUAUCUUCAUCAGCAUGCUCUGGCAACCCGUCCACCUUUCUGUCUUCUUUAUCUUGAUAGUAGCAUGGCUAUAUGUCUACUCCCGUGAUAAUGAACCAUGGGUGAUAUUUGGCAGUGUGAUCGAUGAUUCUACUUUGGUACUGGUUUUGUUGGUCCUCACGAUUGGUAUAUUUCUAUUAACAGAUGUAUCCCGUAGUAUUAUGAUCGGGGUUUUGGCUGGUUUGCCCGUUGUUAUGGUCCAUGGAAUGUGUAUGAAGACAGAGAUGUUGUUCGUCUUGGAGGAUGAUGAAGAGAAGCUGACAAUGAACACAGCAUCUUCAUCGCUUUCUUCUUCCUCUUAACAAAUGAAACACAGGAUUUCUGUUUUGGUUUCAUGUGAAACAACGCAUAAACGGUGGAGCAAAAUCAACAUGAUGCAAAAAGAUCUCUUUUGCGGCUGUUCUGGAUGCACAUAAUUCUGCUACUUCUGUAAUGAAGUCAGGAGUAAACUGGGUGGAUAUGCACAAGUAAGUCUUACUGAGAUGCUAUAUAUAUAACUCUGUUUAAGUAUGUAUGCAGAUUCAGUAAUUGGGUUUUAACUAUGUAAGCUUGUAAACUCAGUUUGCUUUGGUCCAUUUUGAUUUUUCGUCUUGUUAGGGAUAUAACUUGAAAUACAUCUCCACAUGGUUAUUUAGCUUUCUUUGUUAACUGAAACAAAUUAAUGUACAGCUU
Molecule: messenger RNA, 1393 nt
Organism: Arabidopsis arenosa
Lineage: Eukaryota; Viridiplantae; Streptophyta; Magnoliopsida; Brassicales; Brassicaceae
Source: the annotation of a GenBank genome assembly